AGAACGCGUCAAUUCUUCACAUUACUAAACAGAGACAUGAAAACAAAAUCAUAUAGGCAACAUAAAUAUACAACUGUGUUGGUAUUUAAUCAGAAGAGCAAGUCCGUUCUGGCAGGAGCCAUUAAGAUGUCAAGGUAUGCAGUGUUCAUGAAGACGUCAGGAGAUUCAGGCACUGUUCAAACUAGGAGCAAGGACGUUUGUUACCCUGCCAAGUCCAACAGGAAAAUCCAUCCAUCCAUUUUCUGUACCGGUGCUGCUGGAGCCUAUCCCAGCCAUCAUCGGGCAGGAGGCGGGGGACACCCUGAACUGGUUGCCAGCCAAUUGCAGGGCACACAGAGACGAACAACCAUCCGCACUCACACCUAGGGGCUAUUUGGAGUGCUCAAUUGGCCUACCAAGCAUGGUUUGGGAUGUGGGAGGAAACCCACAUGGACAUGGGGAGAACAUGCAAACUCCACACAGGGAGGGCUGGAGGUGGAAUCGAACCAGCACCCUCCUAACUGUGUGGCGGACGUGCUAACCAGUGCGCCACCGAGCUGCCCUAGUCCAACAGGAAAAUCUUUUCUACAAACGCAUCAUGUACCGUAAUUUUCCAUGUAUAAUACGCCCCCAUGCAUAAUACGCACCCUAAAAAUGGCAUGUCGAUGCUGGAAAAAAGCCUGUACCCAUGUAUAAUACGCACCCAAAUUUUGACUCUUAAGUCCGUAAACAUAAAAUUAUUUCAGAAAAAAGACAAUAUUUGGGAACAACCGGAUGUUAUUCUGCCGGUCAGUAUCACUGCGCAUGCGCUAGUAAACUCGAUAGCGGAGAAAUGUUUCAGAUUUGUGUAGGGUACAUUGUGACAGCAAACGAGCAGGUGAUCGAGCAAGCGUCUGAUACGAGAGCAUUGUGUUCAUAUGGAGCGUGUUUGAAGUGAACAGCAGAGAAGAAAGGAACAAGGCAAAGUGUUGUGAAAUAAAAUAUUACCUGUAAUACGCAUUUUGUUAUUUGCUGAUUGAAACUGCUAAUUAAACUGUGAAUUGGAACUAAUAGGUAGAGAACUGAACUCUCGCUCUUUAUAUACUAGCUGACGUGUCUUGCGCAUCCGUUCUGCGCAUCGGAUCCAUAGUGCGCAUGCGCAGUUAUACUGCCUCCGUAUGAUAUCCGGUCUGCGAUGGAGAUUAAAAAACAAACAAUAUUUGACAAUAACACACCAUCAAGGAUUGCACCAUCGCAUCAAACAAUGUGUCGUCAAUUGUGAAUUUUACUGACUAAGUGUGUUGGGCAGAAUGGCUGAAUGCGAUGCGCGAUUGACGUGUCUUGGGGAUCCGUUCUGCGCUUUCUGUCAUGGCGGCCUCCGUAUGAUAUCCGGUCUGCAAUGGAGAUUAAAAAACAAACAAUAUUUGACAAUAACAAACCAUCCUGGAUUGCACCAUCGCAUCAAACGAUGUAUCGUCAAUUAUGAAUUUUACUGACUGUGUGUUGGCCAGGAUGGCUGAAUGCGAUGCGCGAUUGACAACAAACAAGAAGAAAGGUGAUUUCAAGUUUUAUUUCGAGGGAGAUUUUCCUAUAAAAUUGUUGUACCCAUGCAUAAUGCGCACCCCAGAUUUUAGGACAAUAAAUUAGUUACAUUUUGCACAUUAUGCAUGGAAAAUCACAGUAGUAGCAAGAACAAUGCAGGAAGAGCUGUCAGAAUCCAAGGGUUGGUUCAUUGGUAAAUAUCACCGUCUCAUUGCUUUUCUUCAAAAUGACAGUUGCAUUGUCAAAUAAUCGAUUGCAUAGCACACAAUGACAUAAUGAAGUGAUUGUGUGCUAAAAAGCCUUGUGACCUCAUCACUAUGUGGUCACAAAAACCAUAAGUUGUUGUCAACUCUGUUGCUCUUAUGAAAAGCUUUGUGAUGUCACAAAGGUGUCAAAGCACUUGCAGGAGCCCGAGCAGCUGCCAAUACUUUGGCGACAGACAAGUCAACAACAGCCCAACAAUGGAGAUGGAGAAUCACUGCAUCAAGGCGGAGGUCAUCCUCCCGUUGGUGCAGAAAUACUUUGAGUGCAUCCAGCCAGCGCAGUGGAGCAUGCUGGCCACAGGGACCAUUGACUCAGCCACGCAGGUCAUCCUGGCGGACAUGUGCACGGACAUCACGCAGAAACUCUGUGCCGACACCAUUCGAGUCAUCAUCCCAGAGUUUAAGCAGCGUAUUCAGAGUGCCGAGAAGAAAAGAAUGAGGCUCAAAGUGGAAGGGGGAUUGAGCACCGCCUUUGCCUCGGCACUCAGUGUCCCGGAGCAGCGCAGCAAGAGCUCCCAAAAGCUGGAUUCCCUCUUCAAGAGGGAGAUCUCGCAGAGAGUCAAUGACACCUUGUCAUCAGCCACCAACACAGCCAGCCAGCUGGUGCCACUUAUUUACAUCCCGGGCACCUUCACCAAGAUAGAGGUUCUGGCUAAGAUGGUGCAACUAGCCUGUGGUGCACUUAAGGUUUACCUGAGCAAGAUGUACACAAUGUGCUUCCGCCCGUGCUGGCGCCAAAAGAGCAGACAGGAACCUCCCUGUGACUCAAGGGGUGGGAACAUGUGCAUUUUCAACCGUGAAGAAACCACAGAGACGGUGAUGAACAUUCUACGCAAAUGGACCGACAGCGAGGACAAGUCAGUCAGGACCGAUCGCAAUCUCAAGAAAACAGCAGCAGAAAUUGUAACAACCAUCAUCAACGAACUGCACUACCCUGAAUCAUUGGAGGAGGGACGCAGUCGCUCUUCUAUGCCUCACUUCAAUCUUGGGCUGAUCAAGGAUCAACUCUGCGAGUUCUUUGAAACCUGCGCGUCACCCAACAGCAGCAAUGAAUUUGCUCGCAAACGCAACUUUUUGAACUUUUGCCAAAAGAAGUUUGACCAGCUGACAUUUGAACUGGAAAAGGUUCGUUGUCGAUGCAUGCGGAUGCGCAGGGAAAAAGAGGAGUCCCGAAGAGGAACUCCAGCACCGGAUGGUGAUAAUCUGCUCAGCUUCCAGGGAAUCCAGCCAGGUCUUGAGGAUGUUUUCCACAAGGUGGCACUACCGCCCCAGGGUGUCAGCAUAGACGUGGACGAGAUACGACUCGAAGCCGACAAGUUCUCAAUAGACCUGGCAGAUAAAAUCUACCAUUUCAUGACCACCAAUCGCACCACGAUUCAGUCAGACGCUGUGUGGAGGCGCUUCUCAGAGCCGCUCAUCCUGGAGGUGGAUGAGGAAAAACCGGAGAACAUCCAAGUCUUGCAUAAAAUGGUGGAGGACACCUCUACAAAGUUUGUGCAGCAACUGCUCCUCUGGCUCAAAAUGGAGCCAGUGACGAGGGAGAACCACGCCGAUGAGGUCUACGGUUGCUUGAACGACAUCGACACGCUCAUUAUGGGGACAGUGAUGCCACAAACAAAGGAGGACGUCGACUCGGACAACACUAAGUCCGAAAGCCCACCAGACACGCAGGAAGGGAGCAUCACCACGGAAAGCAGGAUCAGCCAAAAUGCAUUGGAGACGCACAGCGCACAAGCAAAGACUCCAGCCUCCGGGGUGGUACGUGUAGCUUGGCCGUCGCCGCUCCGCCCGCCUUCUGCGGAGGAGAAGCGUUUGCACAGGCCCACAAUGGCUUCCCAGCCAAAAAGUUCAUCCUCAGAAGUUACGCCAGGCCGAUCGGCCUCUGUUCUGGAGGAGAUGGUUACGUCGCUCAUGGCGGUGCUUGUCGUCCAGCUGCUAACGCGCAUCCAAAAAAAACAUAAGAAAGUCGUUCUCUCUCGCGACACACUGCCGAUUAUCCAUCGUCUGUCAAAGAUGGUACUGGAGGACCCAAGCUUGUGCGUCAUCACAGAGGCCAACAUUUACAGCAUCAACAAGGUGAUGAAGGCUGUCGUCAAGGAGAUCCUGCGAGAGUUCGACUGCAUGCGCGAGCUGCCGGAGGCUUUUCUGUCUAACGAGCUGAGUUUUGACAACACCCUCCUCAAGCUACUGAUGGUGAACUUAGAAACCCUGAAAGUCCGCCGGCAACGCAGGACACGCAAGUUAUUUUCUGCUGUGCGCAGGCUUUUCCGACAGACCUUAUGUAUGCGCGCCUCUACUAGCAAGACAGAAAUCCUGGCGCAUGAUGAAACAGCUUCCGAGGCCAGUCUCGGCGUUUAAGGAAGACGACAUCAUGGUCAACUGCGGAACCAAAACUGAGACAUGAAGUCUUCACAAACACACCAAAGUGCAAUCAUGAGGGAAGGCUGCAAUAGCUCUGGCACUCCGUGGUCUUUAUGUACUUAGCAAUAUACUACUUUUGUUUGUCCAUGUUAAGGUCUGUCUAAAUUUCGGGACCCAGAGAGUGCCCCACAAUUGGCCUUGAGUAACAGUCUUUGGCGUGGUUUUUUUAUGAUUUGAACAAAGACUAAGAAAAACAACACAGAGACGAUUUGGACGGCGGUACAUUCGUGUACAUUGACAAAUGUUAUUCCUCUGGGGAAAAAAAGUCUCCACUCGUCCUGUAUAUGAGGAUUCUCUCUGAACCCCAAGCAAUGUCGGGAGAAAUCUGUGUGAAAGGAAUCCUUUGCUCAGUUUUUGGGUGUUGGUUCUCAAAAGGUGUCUGCUAAGACACGUGAGCUUGAUGAGCCAUUAUGGAGAACAUGUGAAGAAAGUCUGAUUGGUUGUCACACCAACCUGUACCACAGGUUUGGCCUGUGACUCCUGAGCGCUCCACCUGAUUCCUCAGCAGGGCGUCACCUGCUGGUCUCGACACCGCUGUCGCUAUAAGACCAAGCAUCCUCCCUCCACCCGGCAUCAGUCAACAACAUGGACAAAUUGUUUGAGAGCGAGACGGGCCAGAAGGUUAUGGUCAACAUGAUUAAAGAGAAAGCAGGUUGACAAUAGGACUCUUGGUUCGCUGCAUCAACACAGUAACACAUCGUCAAAUGUGUGUUGUUUUCAAUGAAACAAGAGCAGAGGGGCUGACGCGAAACAAGUCAACUGCUUCUUUUGCAGGGGAUUUUGCAGAGGAAUGCCUAUCCAAGCUUGGAGGAGGAGGAGGGGCGGAAAGUCAGGAGGACAAAAAAGGUUUCGACGUGGGGGACGUACUACAGAUGGUCGGUGGGAGGAAGGAGGACAAGAAAGGUUUUGACAUGACUGAUGUCCUGUCCAUGGCUGGUGGGAAGCAGGAGGACAGUGGAGCAGGAAUUGGGAAAGCUCUGAGUGGACUGUUUGACUAGAAAAGCGCAGACCUCAAGCUCCUCCACAACUUGUUAAAAGGGCAACUGUAUGUGUACAACUGUCAUUCCAUGAAAUAAAGCGACAAAAGCCAUGUCA
Syngnathus typhle (broad-nosed pipefish) is the source of this 5279-nucleotide messenger RNA. RefSeq lists its product as uncharacterized. Lineage: Eukaryota; Metazoa; Chordata; Actinopteri; Syngnathiformes; Syngnathidae. Bases 1863 to 4121 code for a protein of 752 amino acids. The transcript has 3 exons. The record is from RefSeq and is a predicted model, not a curated record.